Lampris incognitus (smalleye Pacific opah) is the source of this 687-nucleotide messenger RNA. RefSeq names its product calcium channel, voltage-dependent, gamma subunit 1b (gene cacng1b). Lineage: Eukaryota; Metazoa; Chordata; Actinopteri; Lampriformes; Lampridae. Gene Ontology annotation, biological process: regulation of calcium ion transmembrane transport via high voltage-gated calcium channel; calcium ion transmembrane transport. Gene Ontology annotation, molecular function: voltage-gated calcium channel activity; calcium channel regulator activity. Bases 1 to 687 code for a protein of 228 amino acids. Gene Ontology annotation, cellular component: membrane; L-type voltage-gated calcium channel complex. The record is from RefSeq and is a predicted model, not a curated record. The transcript has 5 exons.
AUGGACCCCACAAGACCUCUGAAGGUCAAAAUGACGUCUCUGGUGAUUUUGGUGGGCAUGUCCUCCAUGCUGGCGGCGGUGGUGACCGACCACUGGGCCGUGCUGAGCCCCCGGGUGGAGAAACUCAACACUACUUGCCAGGCAGCCCACUUUGGCCUGUGGAGGCUCUGCAAGAAGAGCAUCUUCAUCGUGGAGGAGGACCCCGACGGCAAAGGCUGCGGCCCCAUCAGCUUACCCGGAGCAAAAAACUGUUCCUACUUCAAACACUUCACGUCGGGGGAAGAGGCAGAACUUUUUGAAGUCAAGACCCAGAAAGAGUACAACAUUUCGGCGGCGGCCAUCGCAAUCUUCAGCCUGUUCUUCAUGAUCCUGGGAACCCUCUGCGUCGUCUUCUCCUUCGGGAAGGGGAGGGACUACCUGCUCAGGCCUGCCGGGAUGUUCUUCGCCUUCGCAGGCCUUUGUAUCCUGAUCUCUGUCGAGGUCAUGCGCCAGUCUGUCAAGCGGAUGAUUGACAGCGACGAGACCAUCUGGAUUGAAUACUACUACUCCUGGUCUUUCGCCUGUGCCUGCGCCUCCUUCACCCUGCUGCUCCUCAGCGGAGUUGCGUUGCUUCUCAUCUCCAUGCCCCACAUGCCGCGCAACCCCUGGGAGACUUGCAUGGACGCCGAGCCAGACACCCUGGACUAG